Messenger RNA from Schistocerca gregaria, 2514 nucleotides. RefSeq lists its product as uncharacterized. The transcript is spliced from 3 exons. Gene Ontology annotation, molecular function: DNA-binding transcription factor activity, RNA polymerase II-specific; RNA polymerase II cis-regulatory region sequence-specific DNA binding; protein dimerization activity. Gene Ontology annotation, biological process: positive regulation of transcription by RNA polymerase II. The record is from RefSeq and is a predicted model, not a curated record. Bases 819 to 2081 code for a protein of 420 amino acids. NCBI's taxonomy places the organism in Eukaryota, Metazoa, Arthropoda, Insecta, Orthoptera, Acrididae.
UGAUAGAUCUUCAAGGAGGCGGCUUGGCCUCAGAUUUUUUUUCUGAUUUGGGUACUGGUAUUUUUUUUUGCGUUUGAUUCGCGGUGUAUACGGCCACCUCUCGGAGAAGGGGUUCUCUUUGGCAAAUCACAGCUUGCAGAGAGACGAAAUCAAUUGUCGAGAUGAAUGCGUGUAUAUGCAACGUAUGGAUAGGUGGGAAAGAUGUCCCGCAUAAUUUUUGUGCAAGGUAAGAGAAUAUGGUUGUGUGUACAUCUUGUUGCCUCCGUUUUUAUGAUGCUCCCAGACUAGCAAGAGAAGAUACCUGCUCGAGGAGGGAGAACAAAAAAAACAAGUUUUUGUCGCGUGGGGACUAUCCGGAAAAAAAAAGAGCUGCAUGAGAGAUGACGCGAACAAGCGGAACAGAUAUACCGAACAAGGAAGAAGUGACAACAGGAAAAAAUAGACACAAGAACACGGCCUAACGAGAGAGCGGUAACUGCGACGCAGGUAAUUGCGGGUGAAUUGUGUCUCUGUUUCUAGCGUGUCAAGAGUGAGAAGUGAAAAAAUUGAUGACACACAAAAAAAACACCUGAAUAUAGCCACAAAGGUGUUUCACGACAAACUCAGCUCAUAACCUGUAUAGGAUAGUGCCCAGAAAUACACGUAGAUAGACUGCUGUCAAUUGGAGAGGAGAUACGAUAGGUUAAGAGAAAGAACGGUCUAAGUGUUUUUUUUUGUGGGUUUAGAGUCGCGUGAGAGUCAAAGCAGUAUAGAUCUUGCUAACAAAGGCAUACACAGUUGUCAGCCGAACCGAGUGAGCAUUGCACGUCUAUUACAACAUGACAUUCGAGCCGACUGGUUCUCCACAUGUGAGUUCGACGAAUUCAUCUAUGAUGUACACAAACACACAAUAUGGUGAUUACGUGUAUUCGGGUGGUUUCGGUAGACGACAUGCAAGCUUACAAGAAGGGGGAGUCAACAGUAUACAAAAUACUGGUACGACAACAGCCUAUUAUGGACAAGGAUACACGUCGGGGCCGUCUUCGAGCGAUGGAGGACAGCCAUGUAAUGUUUUGUCGUAUGGCUGCGCUGGUGUGCACGCAUCUCCUUGGCUAGUGAAUUACCAAGACAAUGUAAUGAUUCCUAUUGAGUCAGCAGUGCAAUCAAUUUUACCAAAUAGAGGUAGUCAAUCUUUUGGGAUUGUAGAUGGCAUGGAGGGAAGUACUGACAGCCGAACUCUAUCGAGCAGCGUCGUCAACACGGGGAAUGGAAAGACAGAAGCUGUUGGUAAUGAUGAACAACAACGAUCCGCCGUUCGUCCGCUACUUCUUGUCCCUGAUGUGAACGGUACAUACAUUAAUGCUCGAGGAGAACUAGAAAAUGACCAACAAAUAGGUGGUGAGUCACCUUACAUCGACACUACGAACAAUGGAAGGGCUCACCCUUCUAACAUGAAUAGCAAUAGACCAAUGUCGUCAUCAUCUUAUAAUCCCUCUCAAUCUAGCACAUCUAUACCUUGCAUGCCUCCCUCUCACACACAAUCUCUUCUUCUCUCAUCUCAAAAAAAUGACCAAUACGCACCUGCUCUCAACUCCACCCGUCCCUAUCUCAAGCCCUCUGAUUCCCUCAAGCCGUCAUCCAUUUCUACCCCUUACUCCGAAGACAAAUGCGAAUCUCCCUCUGAAUCUCUUCUCAACGGAGAGGAAGCCUCCUACAAAGACGAGAACUAUGAUAAAAAUCAAUUCUGCGGUCUUGAUGACGAUGAAAUACAUGGGUACAAUUCUCGCAAGCUCAACAAACGCCAUUGGGGCACUGGUAGAAAGAAGAUUGAGAUUAAAUAUAUCGAUAAAAAGCUUAAACGUCAAAUCACGUUCUCCAAACGCAAAUCCGGGAUGAUGAAGAAGAUACGUGAACUUGCUACACUUACAGGCACACAGGCAUUGCUGGUACUUGUCUCGGAAACUGGACAUUUUUACUCUUAUGCUACUUCUAAACUUAGGAGCUUGGUAACCGAUGAGAGAAAAAACAUCAUCAAGCAGGCUCUCGAAGAAUACGACAUCAUUGGACUUAACGAGCAGCGACCUCCAGGUUAUAAUUGCUAAAGGAGGAUACUCCUGAGUAUCCCUCGAUUACCCAAGUAGAGAAAAUGUGAGUUUGUCACAGAAAAAAAAUUGAACGUUGCGCGCUAAAAUCAGUUUUUCAAUGUGAGAGAAUAGUGUGCGCGUUUUCAUGCCGUUGGCUGAGUUUUUGGCCCUUACCCAGAGGGGUGUGCGGAGGGUGUUCAAACCGACACCGGAUGCGCGUAUAUUCCAUAGUUUUUUUGAUUAGGAAGAGUUUUUACGUCUAUUUAUAAUCUUUCGUCCCCAAGACUUUCGUAUUUUACGUAUCAAAAAAAGGAAGAGAGCGCGGCACGAUCAACAAAAGAAAGAAAUUGCAAGUCCCGAAAGGGUGUGUACGCGCCAUGCGUUAAAGAUGGACAAAUUCUAUCGUCUUAGGUAAAAAGGUACAAUUAAUGUAGUUGAACUGUUUAUAUCU